AUGCAGAGACACCACGACUUCAGUCUGUACUCACAUAGCUAUUAUACAUCACAACCCAACUGUCUACAAGACAUCAACAACAACAAUGAUGAGAAUAUGAUUCUUGAUGAUGUUGAUAUAAAGACUUUGAAAGAUGAAGGUGUACAGUGUGACCCUGACCCUCUGCUACAGGAGAACCUUGCCUUGAAGAAGGAGUUAGACGACCUCAAGAGAGAACGCUCCAGAUACAUUUGGAAUGUAGAGAAGGUUGCCAACGAUGAUGCCAAGACAAAGUUUUACACUGGGCUGCCUUCUUUUGCAGUGUUUAUGUGGCUUUUCAACUCCAUCAGACCAAAGGCAGAGAGAAUGAGGUACUGGAUUGGCUCCAACACAUACCUGACAGCAGACAGACAGAGGAAAUCUAAGAGGUCAUUGGAGCUGGUUGACCAGUUACUUGCUGUCCUUCUUAGACUUAGACUAGGACUGUUUACCUCUGAUAUUGCCCAUAGAUUUGGUAUAUCAGAGAGUACUUUUUCCAAAUAUUUUCCACCUGGAUUUCUUUACUUGCAUGUGAACUGAAAUCUUUAAAUCCAUUUCCUGCACGUGAUAUCA
This is a messenger RNA of Ostrea edulis (European flat oyster), 591 nucleotides long. RefSeq lists its product as uncharacterized. The coding region runs from base 1 to 558 and encodes 185 amino acids. Lineage: Eukaryota; Metazoa; Mollusca; Bivalvia; Ostreida; Ostreidae. The transcript has 3 exons. The record is from RefSeq and is a predicted model, not a curated record.